Messenger RNA from Papaver somniferum (opium poppy), 519 nucleotides. RefSeq names its product MPN domain-containing protein CG4751-like. The record is from RefSeq and is a predicted model, not a curated record. NCBI's taxonomy places the organism in Eukaryota, Viridiplantae, Streptophyta, Magnoliopsida, Ranunculales, Papaveraceae. Bases 1 to 519 code for a protein of 172 amino acids. The transcript has a single exon.
AUGAAAACGUUUUUCCUUUCAAAGAAAAACUUCCCAUCGCAUCCCACAGUCCAGAACCUCCGUCCACAUCACCUCCCUCUUCUUCCCAUUCGUCUUCUCUACCCAACAGCUCUUAACCCUCAGACCAGCCUCCCUCCUGCCCUGCCAUCUUCCGCAGUUUCUACACAACCUAUUUCCGCUGCACAGAAACUACCAGCUACUCAGCACAAUUCUGUCACUUCCCAACCAGUUCCUGCUGCACAGGAGCUACCAUCUACACAGCAACUCUAUACUCCUCCCCAUCGUCGUUCACCUACAGCUACUCGACUCCACUCCACUGCACACCCAGAUUCCAGCCCUGCAGUUUCUGCACACAGCGAUCCAGCAGGGUCUGUCACUACCACGACCCCUGCCUGCCCUGCCCGGGCAGAUCCACCAUCAUCUCCCACUCCACUCCGUCUGUUCCUGACAAUUCAGUCACCUCAUCUCGACCUGUCACCCGCGCCUCUCGUGGCAUAUUUCGUCCCACCCAUCGUCUGA